AUGACCGAUAAGUAUUCCAUCAACGAUAGAAUUUCAACAAUUGACAACUAUUUGGGUACCAUUAGGUACAUUGGUAGCUUACCUGUCUGGGGAGCAAACACUAUCGCAUUAGGGAUUGAAUGGGACGAUCCUCGUCGAGGCAAGAAUAAUGGUGAUUUGAAUGAUAUACUGUACUUUACUCCGAAGGUUUCUGGAUCGGGCACAUUCAUAAAGUCAUCUAAUCGAUCUUUAAAUCAUAAUCAAAAGUCUUUUGUUCAGGUUAUGCACGAAAAUUAUUUGGAUACUGAAUACAAGACCAAAAAUAUUCAGUUUGGAACCAAAACAGUGGAAGAACUAGGAUGGGAUAAGUUAAACAAAUUUCAUUCCAACUUGAGAAAUUUGAACUCACUAACAUUGGACUAUUGUUUGAUUAGUAUUGCUUACCGUGAUAAUGAAGACAAGCAAUUGUUUAAUGAGCUUGUCAAUUUAAAAAACUUGGAACUAAGUUGCAACUUAUUUACCGAUGUAAAUGAAAUAUCCAAAAUAGUUGACCAUAUUCCAAAUUUGACUAGUCUUAACAUUAAUGGAAACAGAUUUAGUGAGUUUUCGCAGGAUCAAAAAGUUCAUAAUGGUAUAGUUCUGCUAAAGUUAUCUUCAACAAUGAUGCCAAUACUGAUGGUAGAGAAGUUGAUCAAGAAGUUUCCCAACUUGAAAGAGCUUUACAUUUCAGGGAAUAAUUAUUCAAAUAAGGAUAUUGAAAGUAUGUGUCUCAAUCAAUCAUUAUCAAUUUUAGAUUUAUCUUAUAAUAAACUAAAGUACAUGCCCACUCUACCACUUGUAUCAGCUUUGAACUUGUCAUAUAAUUAUCUAUCAUUACAAAUCAUUAAUGGUACUUUUCCCAACUUAAUAUCUUUGGACUUGAGAGCAAAUAUGAUAAAGGAUUGGUCUGAUAUUGAUGAAAUUUCCAUACAUUUACCGGGCCUAAAAGAACUAAGAAUUAAUCACAACCCAUUGUUUCAAGAAAUGUCUGUGGAUGAUAUGACGAUGCAGUUAAUUGGCCGCAUUAAAUGUUCCCCAGAACACUUGUGGAAAUUGAACGGUAGCUUUUUAACAAAUGAAGAGAUUGAGAAUUCCGAGCUCUACUUCAUCUCGAAAGUGGAGCAAGGAAAAUACCAUAUAGAUAAUGAACGGCAAUGGUCAUAUUUGCUUUCAAAAUAUAAUAAACCACUGGAAACCAGGCUGUCUCACGUUUACACAUUAAAGGACUGGAUGCCUCUAACUAUAGUAUUUCCCGAUUCUAAAGAGAUUUCCAAAAAGUUCACAAAAAAUACUUCUAUUCUUCAAUUCAAAGGAUUAGUAUCCCAAUGGAUGGACGAUUUGUCCAUCCUCAAGUUUUCUGCAUACUACUACACCAAUGAAAACUCGACGUUUGCCGAAAAACACGAGCUAGCAAACUAUUUAAGCACAUUAGAUAGUUAUUCAUUACUGCAUGACCAAAAAGUUUAUAUUUCUAUAGAUGCAUCGAUAUAG
This is a messenger RNA of Candida dubliniensis CD36, 1509 nucleotides long. RefSeq lists its product as uncharacterized. Gene Ontology annotation, molecular function: protein binding. Bases 1 to 1509 code for a protein of 502 amino acids. NCBI's taxonomy places the organism in Eukaryota, Fungi, Ascomycota, Pichiomycetes, Serinales, Debaryomycetaceae. The transcript has a single exon. The record is from RefSeq and is a predicted model, not a curated record.